GGGAAGAUUCGAUUUGCAAUGUCCCGCCCGCUGAAGUAGAUCAUUAUUCUGUGCAGAAUCGCAUCCGCCCAAAGCCAUACGCAUGCCUGAUUUCCUUGGCGAUGGUUGUGGAGAUCGGAUAUUGACAGCUGCAUCUCCCUGGCUGCGAUCCAACAAUGGCUGCGAGGUGAGAAAAAGUGCCAAUGGCUGGUCACUGGUCGCCACAAAGCAUUUUGGUCAGGGAGAUGUGGUCUUGGAAGAAUGCCCGGUGAUGCGCGGCCCCUCAACGUUUCCAUGGAAUACGCCCGAGGAGCUCAAGAAAAGCUUGGAAGGUCAAGACCGUUGUGUGCGUGUGUCAGAAUGGAUGUUUGCAUCGCACGUCGCCUUCCCAACUCACUCAGAGGACUUAUGGAUCGAUGUGGAUUUCCUCACAAAUGAAUUGGCCAUGUUUGCUCCCUUAGAUAGCCAUGCAGCGGAUUCAUACCGCGCAGAACUAGCGAAGAUUAUGGCUCCAUCACAGCUAAGUGAGACUUUGUUGCGAGGCCUGUUAAUGGGAAAGUUUUCCUCCUUUCCUUACGGUGAUGGCAGCGAUGGCCGAUGUUUGUUUGGUCUUCUCAGCAAGCUCAACCACUCCUGCUAUCCCAACACUGUUUGCCUUUGGCCUGGUCCUGUGAGCGCGCCCAGCGCCCAGCUACGCGCGGUCACUCGGAUCCAGGCAGGGGAGGAGCUGACCUUUUCCUACCUCGGCAAUGACUUUCCACUGCGAGUGCGUUCCACGGAGAAGCGGCGCGAGAGGCUUUUUCGAGGCUUCGAAUUCAACUGCUGUUGUGAGCUGUGUGAAGCCAAAGAACCAAAGACUACUGGACAGCUUUGCAAGCGUGCCCUGGCCUUUGGGAAGCCACCACCCUUUCCAAAGUCGAAGAAAGAAGUUGUUGGUGGAGGCCAGUGAGCUCAAUCCCGAUACCCGCGCUGGCAUCAAAGCAAUGAAAGCGGUGUGGUAUCGGCAGGUGGCGAAAUCCAAAUUUAGAGUGGCAGGGAAGGAAACAUGCUUCCCGGAGAAAA
This is a messenger RNA of Durusdinium trenchii, 1041 nucleotides long. The record is from the annotation of a GenBank genome assembly. Lineage: Eukaryota; Dinophyceae; Suessiales; Symbiodiniaceae.